This is a messenger RNA of Echinops telfairi (small Madagascar hedgehog), 303 nucleotides long. RefSeq names its product BBSome-interacting protein 1-like. Bases 1 to 303 code for a protein of 100 amino acids. Gene Ontology annotation, cellular component: BBSome. The record is from RefSeq and is a predicted model, not a curated record. The transcript is spliced from 2 exons. Gene Ontology annotation, biological process: receptor localization to non-motile cilium; cilium assembly. Lineage: Eukaryota; Metazoa; Chordata; Mammalia; Afrosoricida; Tenrecidae.
AUGGCAUAUGUAUACAGCAAAGAACUGAAAAAUAAAGAUGAAACAGAUAUUGAUGAUAAUCUAAGAGCCUGUAACAAUGUGGCAGAAAUGAAGUCAAUGUUCCGGAAAGUGCUUCCAAACCAAGGGCAGCUCUCUGUGGAAGAUAUAACCACAAUGGUGCUAUGUAAGCCCAAACUUUUACCCUUAACAUCUCUGACUCUGGAAAAACUGGAGAAAAUGCAGCAAGCAGCCCAGGAUACAGUUCACCAGCAAGAAUUGGCAGAAAAGGAAAAGCAGCAAAUAACACACCGAAUGAUGACCUAG